Messenger RNA from Falco peregrinus (peregrine falcon), 5991 nucleotides. It is a transcript of the gene DIO2, whose product is annotated as iodothyronine deiodinase 2. Gene Ontology annotation, molecular function: thyroxine 5'-deiodinase activity. The transcript has 2 exons. NCBI's taxonomy places the organism in Eukaryota, Metazoa, Chordata, Aves, Falconiformes, Falconidae. The record is from RefSeq and is a predicted model, not a curated record.
GGAACAGAAAGUUUAUGUACAUAAACCUUUUUUUAAAAAAGUAUUGUUGCACCUGGUAGCUAGCUCCACCGACACAGAAAUGAGAGGUCUGUGCAGUGCUUAAAUAGCUGGGAAACAAUGGGAUAGCACAGGAAAGUUAACAAUUAACAGUCUCAGCUUAAAUUUUGUAACUGCAGGGAACUGGAAACACAGCUGCCUCUCUCUUCAACAAAAUCAGGUCUCCUGGUUAAGGGAAGAAUUUUUGUUAACAUCUUAGUUUCUGCAAAAUAAGCGGCUCUGAGUUGAAUGAGUAUCAUGCAGUUAUGGUUUUAACCAGCCUGCUCGUCUUUAACUAUCUCCGCUCGUUUUAAAGAGAGCGGCUGGGAGGAGGGUAACGAGGCUUUUGAAAUGCUUUUUACUGUACUUUUUUAAAUGAGGGUACAGAGCAAAAAAGGGAGCUGAAGGCAUCCGGCUGAAGAGAAGCAGCAAGGAAGAUGGGUCUGCUAAGUGUGGAUUUGCUGAUCACGCUUCAGAUCUUGCCGGUCUUUUUCUCCAAUUGCCUCUUCCUUGCGCUGUAUGACUCGGUGAUCCUCCUGAAGCACAUGGUGCUGUUCCUCAGCCGCUCCAAGUCCGGGCGCGGCGAGUGGCGGAGGAUGCUGACCUCGGAGGGGCUGCGCUGCGUCUGGAACAGCUUCCUCCUGGACGCCUACAAGCAGGUCAAACUGGGAGGAGAAGCCCCAAACUCCAGUGUAAUCCACAUAGCCAAGGGCAGUGACGGCAGCAGUAACAGCUGGAAGAAUGUCAGUGGCAAAUGUGGGACCAAAUGCCACCUUCUGGAUUUUGCCAACUCUGAGCGGCCGCUGGUGGUCAACUUUGGUUCAGCUACCUGACCACCAUUCACAAGCCAGCUGUCGGCCUUCAGCAAGUUGGUGGAGGAGUUCUCUGGUGUGGCUGACUUUCUGUUGGUCUACAUUGACGAGGCUCACCCGUCAGAUGGCUGGGCUGCCCCUGGAAUCUCCCCUUCUUCAUUUGAAGUCAAGAAACACAGGAACCAGGAAGACCGAUGUGCAGCUGCUCACCAGCUCCUAGAGCGCUUUUCCUUGCCACCUCAGUGCCAAGUGGUGGCUGACUGCAUGGACAACAACGCCAACGUGGCCUACGGGGUUUCAUUUGAGCGAGUAUGCAUUGUGCAGAGACAAAAAAUCGCCUAUCUGGGAGGCAAAGGCCCCUUUUUCUACAAUCUGCAGGAGGUUCGGCUUUGGCUGGAACAAAACUUCAGCAAAAGAUGAAAUCUGUUCUCUACAGAAGCGAUGUCCACAGAAGUGUCCCUUUAAGGUGAUGUAAAAGGGAAAAAACAAAAACAAAAAAAGAAAAAAUAUGCUGGUUUCAAGAAGGCCUUUCAGAUGAUUGCAGGAGAACACACUUGAUAACCAGGUCAAGCUAAUGUUAAGUAAGAAAAGAAAAUUAAACAAAAAACCCUGACUCCACAGAAACAUUCUUGUAUGAAAAAAAUCCCACUCCUGCACUCGCUACAGGACAGAAGAGGUGAAGAGGCUUCUGCGAAAUGGUGCUGCUGGCGAGUGGGAAGAGUGGUGAGACAGGACCUGUCUCCAGGAGCUCCUCUUGUGAAGUGUUGGCCCUGGGGCCGGCCAGGUGCGUCGCUGCUUGGAAGGCAAUCCAUGGAAAGGCAGUGCCACGCAUUUCACCAGAAACACGUCUUUACCCUCCUGUGGCCAAUGCAAGUGACCUGAGAGGAGCCAGGGGCUUGCAAUUACUUUUCCAUAGAAAUACCAAGGAGUGUGGCACUCGGCCUCUCUCGUAGAGAAUUUAUUGUUCAGAGACUACAGGAACCACCAUGCAAUGCAUCGUGCAGGCAGGCUGCAGAUCCAAAUGAGACAUUGUAUGCUGGUAUUUGUACUCUCUAGGAACGCCUCUGCACAGUUAUGAACGAUGUCAUUCUAUCUAUACGUUUGUAUCCAGUAUGCAGGCCUGCGCCUGCCAAGAGAAAUGUUAAAAUCUAUGGAGCUGGACCAAAAAGACAAAGGCGAUCAAAUAAGCCCAUUACAAGUUGAAAAAAACCCCAAACUUGGACUAUUUGUAACAAAACAGUGAGAACCGUCUAGAGCGUGCAUCAUGAGACAAAACUCAGCUGAUGCCAGCCAGCCCUUGGUUCUCAGAGCUGACAACACACAUUUAUCAAUAUCCUCUGGUUCUCUUCUCUGUUUCUGUACCCGCCUUGAUGUCUUUCUGUCUAGCGGUAGGCUUAAAGGUAAUUUCAGUUUUAGCUUUUUUAAAAGAAAAUAACUUAUUUCUUUCUUUUAUUUUUAUUGGAGUUAAUGACCUUACAGAUAUAUUUGGGGGGAUGGGGGAACUUAUGCACAACUUUACCUCAUUGAAAUGGAAACCUAUCCUGUCAUUUACCCUGUUAAAUGUAGUCAUGCUGAUUUUUGCUGUUGUAGAUACCUGCAGGUAGUUCCUAGCUACGUUAGCUUGUCUGGAAGUUCAGUUGUUUGCAGCCUCAGAACUGAUUAGCUGGAGUUCUGCGAUCAAACGGGAUGGUGGUCUGUUCGUUUCACUUGUGUUCUUAAAAGCCUUCCCAGAGAAACAGGGAGGACAAAUAGUGUGAACUAAUGUGAGUAAGUGUAAAAGAUGGCAGAAUUUUCAUACGAAUGAGUCUGAGGAAUUAUUAAUUAUCUUUAAAGAGAUACUGUCAACUUAAAACGUACAUUAAGUUUAGGUAUUUCUAAAACUACAAUGAUUUUAUCAAGCCUGAUGAAAAGGCAAGUUUACGAGCUAACCCGUUGGAGCUGAUAAAUGAAAACCCAUAAGGAGAUGGACUAUCCAAGUUUUCUCUCAACUUUGGCAGAAACAUGAAACAGAUGAACAGGAUAAGUGGCAAAAAUCAAAUUAGUUCUUUUAAUUUCUCAUCCUGUCAGUUGUCAGGAAUAUGAUGUAUUAGUAGUAACACAGGGAAGAACAGAAAAUACGUAUGUAAACAUUUUCAUUUUCACAGUGUCCCUUUAAUACUGUGUAUUUCCUCUUGCUUGGCUGUUGUACGUCAGCCAAUGUACAAGGCAUUUGGAGAUGUGUUUUCAAGAACAGGUCUGAAAUAAUGACGGUAACAUGAGUGAUUUCUCCCAUAUUUUCAGGUUCAUGCUUCCCUUCCUUCUCGUAUUUUCCUCCACACACUGUUAAAUGUAUACACAUGUACACUUACACUGGUUGGCGAGAAGGGCGUAACGAGUGGUCUUCAGACCUUAUGGUGAGCCCCACUUCUCAGAUGACAUGCUUGUGUGUGUGCAUGUGUAUGUAUGUAUGCAUUAGUGUAUGCAUAUAUAUGUGUAUCAUACAAUUCUAUGUAUGUAUAUCCAUAUACAUGCACACAUAAGUGGUGUCUAAGGCCAAUAAUAAUAAUCAUUCUGUCCUCCCGUUUGUUAAUGUUACUGUAACGCAUUGCUCAGUGUGGAAGUUUGUUAUACAUUUUCAUGACUAACUGGGAUAUGUAACUGAGAUUUUUAAACCUAGUAUCAUAGAAACAGUAACACAGCCAAACUACAUGGCUUAUUUAAUCCAGAGUCCUACCUCUGACUGUAUCAGAUGCUUCAGGGGAAGGUGCAAUAAUUUCUUCUGGAAUUUUCAUUAGCUUCAGCCCUUUUUAUUUUUGUCUUGUCUAAUGUGAUUGUUGAUGUCCGAAUAUCCCUAUGAGUGGCUGAUCCGGAGUUUUGAGAUUUAAAUAUUUCUUGAGGUGGGGAAUACUAAAAUCAAGAAACAUCAUGUUUAAGAGCAAAGAAAAAUGAAUAAAAACAGAUAUUUUUUUUUCAGAUUUAAAUUGGCUGCUUUUCAGUGUCAUUCUCAAGCUCUUGCUCUUGUAUGCUAAAAUAGUAUAAACAGGAGUGAUCCCAAUUUUUCUUCAGUAUGUCAGUGAUUAUAUACUCUCUAUAGAAAUUUGCAUACCUUUCUUAAGACAAUAAUUCACAUUCUUAUACAGGCCCGUAUUUUUUGCCUGUCUCUGAAUCUCUUCUUUUUCUGUUACAGUGCCCUUUACUCAGGUGAGUAAAGCUGUAGAUGUUACUCCGAGAGACAAUAUGUUUCCACGUACCUAGCACAACAUCUUGGCUUUAAUAAAUCUUGUUCUUCAGUCAUCCGAAACUUUAUUAAUCCAUAGCAAUGCCAUAGCCUUUGUAAAAUUUAAACUAGUAAGUCUUUUCUUUCUCUCUUCUUUUCCGCAUCACCCAGUUGCAGUCCGAACUGUUUAUCUGGGAAAUGCUAGCCAAACGUUUAGCACAGCUGUUGAAACAUACCUUUAGCUUGGAGGAGAGAGUUUGAGCUAGUAAUUCUGUGAGUUUAUACCACUUUGUGUAUCUAAAGUUACAGUUACUUUUCAAGUCCAUUUUCCCUUUUGAAUUUCCAUUAUUUUUUCUCGUUAUUCAUAGAUGUCUGUUCAUCACAUAGGAUAAAGGAAUUAUAAAAUUGGCUCCUGGAAAGGGGAAAUCCACAAGGAUUUUCCACAAGAAAAAAUACAUAAUAACUUCAUUUUUUUCUUGGCAACAUGAAUGCAUUACCCUGCCCAAAACUUAAAGAUAGUUCAGCCUCACUGAUUAUCAAGACAGAAAUACAUUUUGCAAAUCCUUAAAUUUCCCCAGAAAAUUUGUGGUCAGAAAGCAGGGGAAGUAUUUCAAAGAGAGGAAAAAAAAAUCUUUUGUAAGUGGCUGAUAAAAAUACAAGCUCUUCAUUUAUUUUUGUUGACAAAAUUAGAGCAUUUUUUGGUUUUAAAUUAAACUUCAUCCCUUGUCCUCAGUUAAUGAUAGAAGUGGCCAUAUGUCAGAUACCCAGAAUUAUUGUAACAGUGGGUUGUUCUGGGUCUAGGCAGUGGUUUUACUGCCUUGCUAGCAUCGUCCUUCACAAUUGGUCUGGUCUGCUGUGUUCCUGGAUUUGCUUUUGUCUCUUAUUCUCACUGUUUCAGGGCACUAAACUGUAUUACUUGAGGUGCUUCAGUGUGACAUACAUAUUGAGCAAUAGCUCGCAAAAUAGGUGCCUGAAAGUAUUUUGGAAGGUUACUGUGUAUAAUAGAGACCCCAAUACUGUGUCUUAACAUUAGUAUGGGAAACUUCCAGUACUUUUCCGUUUUGAAUAAGGUAAAAAGCUAUUUUGGGCUAUCAUUCUACAUUGUUCUGUGCUUAGCAUCAUUAUUUAGCACUGUAUAAAAUGAAUGUAAAACAUUUUGUACAGAUGAAAACGAUAGCAUUUUGCUCUUGCUUGUGUAGACAAUGACAUAAAUUUAAGGCAGCAGGAAAACAUGCCCUGUCUAUUCAAAAGAAAGAAAUAUAUUCUGAAAUAUAUUGUUGAACAACUGUCUGAACCUUUGAAAAACAAAAUGCAAUCAUUUUUAUGAAGGUGAUCUUGGUGGGGAAACCCCCAGAGCUUCUCAAAAAGGUAUCAGUGCUAUGUGUGUGUGGGGAGGUAGGUUACGUUUCUGUAUGUGUGCAAGUGGUUCUUCUGUGAUGUGGAGGUUUAAGAGUUUGUAAGACUUCCAUUCAGUACUAUUACCAAAGCAAUAAGAGGUAUCAGGUAGGGAAUACUGGCCAGUUUUGUUCAACUCUACACCAUGUCUGUGCCGGCUCCGUGUUCAGUGACCUUUGGGCCCAAUUUGGAGGCUUCAGAGAAGAGAGGUUGGGGUGAGACAAUGAAAGCUUGUGUGCUCAUGAAGAUAGCUAACAAAAGAGUAAUUAACUCAGUUGGCGAUCAGAUGCCCUCACACUGGCAUUCCUCUGUGCACCUUAGCGUUUCUGUAUUUGAAAUUAGGCCUCGUUGGGGCUGUGAAUAAGAUCACCGGCACGUAGAUGCCUGUGUGUAGAUGCCUGUGUGUACUGACUAUGUGUGUGUCAUUGUUUAAAUGUCAAAAAUACACUUUGCAGGAGAGCCAGCAACACUUUGUUACAAUAUGGUGCUCCAUGAAAUGUGCUUUCUAGAUUUGUUUUUCUUGUAUUAUAAUAAACAACAAAGGAAAAUAUA